This is a messenger RNA of Geodia barretti, 285 nucleotides long. The record is from the annotation of a GenBank genome assembly. Lineage: Eukaryota; Metazoa; Porifera; Demospongiae; Tetractinellida; Geodiidae.
UUAUCUGUUGCUAGAGUUCCAAGGGGCAGAUUUUGCUCCACAAGCAGCAGGGAAACUGUGAUUAUCAGGAUGUACAGCUCUCUCGUUGUGGUACUCUGCCUUCAAUUGUAUGUUUCACUGUGUGACCAAGGCAGUUUCUGUCCUGACUUCACUGCCACAUUCGUUGGAGUGAUAGACCAGACUUCUGAUGAGCCUACAGUUAUCACAGAUGAUCCUAGUCUGACAUUUUUCAAGGAGAUCAUGGGGUUCAGGGACGAAGACAUUCAGCAUGCUUUUGAAGACGCA